Molecule: messenger RNA, 2140 nt
Organism: Osmerus eperlanus (European smelt)
Lineage: Eukaryota; Metazoa; Chordata; Actinopteri; Osmeriformes; Osmeridae
Gene: nprl3
Product: NPR3-like, GATOR1 complex subunit
Exons: 14
Coding region: 51-1883 (610 amino acids)
Biological process (GO): positive regulation of autophagy; TORC1 signaling; negative regulation of TORC1 signaling
Cellular component (GO): GATOR1 complex
Source: RefSeq, a predicted model, not a curated record
CGAUAAUAGACGUAACACACAACACAGGCAGUGUUCGACAUUGCUAUAAUAUGUACAAUCACUCUUCUUCUGUUGAGGUAUUUGCUGAUAGAAACUCGAUGUACAAACACUCACAAAAUAAUAUUAACAAAAGUGGUGAAAAGACAAGUCCCAUCAGCGUUAUUCUGGUCAGUUCGGGUAGUCGAGGUAACAAAUUGCUAUUUCGAUACCCAUUCCAAAGACUGACCGAGUGUCCAUCGUCUCUUGCGACAAAACAGAGAAGUCCAUAUGCAUUGAACACAGCAGGAGAUGUUCUAGAGGAUCAAGAUGGGGAUUCAAGAGAACUAUCUCCACUAACUGAUGAACAGUUGGUAGCAGGGUUCUCAGACAUCAUUCUUGCAACCAUCCUGGCCACCAAAUCGGACAUGUGUGGAAAGAAGUUUGAGUUGAAGAUAGACAAUGUACGUUUUGUUGGGCACCCAACUCUUCUACAGCAUCCUCACACCAUCCAGGUGUCCAAAACAGACCCGUCACCCAAGAGGGAGACGCCGACGAUGAUCCUGUUCAGUGUGGUGUUUGCUUUGAGGGCCAACGCAGACCCCUCAGUCAUCAGCUGCAUGCACAACCUCUCCCGGCGCAUCGCCAUCGCCCUGCAGCACGAGGAGAGGCGCUGCCAGUACCUCACCAGAGAGGCCAAGCUCAUGUUGGCUGUUCAGGAUGAGGUCACCGCCAUGACAGAAACAGAUGGCAGCCCCCAGUCCCCGUUCAGACAAAUCCUUCCCAAAUGCAAACUUGCCAGGGACCUGAAAGAGGCAUACGAUAGCCUUUGCACAACUGGCGUGGUUCGAGUUCACAUCAACAACUGGCUGGAGGUGAGCUUCUGUCUGCCCCACAAGAUCCACAGGGUGGGGGGCAACCACAUCCCCCUUGAGGCACUGGAGCGCAGCCUGAAGGCCAUAAGGCCAUACCAUGCUCUUCUGCUACUGGACAGUGAGAAGGCCUUGCUGGCCCAGCUGCCUCUGGACUGCUCCCCUGCCCUGGUGCGCCUGAUCAAGACCUGCUCUGCAGUCAAGAACCUCCAGCAGCUGGCCCAGGAUGCAGAUCUGGCCCUACUGCAGAUCUUUCAGAUUGCAGCUCACCUGGUAUACUGGGGCAAGGCCAUCAUUGUCUACCCUCUCUGUGAGAACAACGUCUACAUGCUGUCCCCACACGCCAACAUCAGCCUGUACUCGCUAUUGGCCGAGCAGUUUGCCCAGCAGUUUCCAGGUCAUGAGCUGCCCUCUAUGUUGGCCAAAUUCUCCCUGCCUGUUUCCCUGGCAGAGUUUAGAAACCCACUGGAUGCUCCUGUGCAGGAGGCCCAGCUCAUCCAGAUGGUGGUGUGGAUGCUACAGCACCGCCUGCUCAUCCAGCUGCACACCUACGUGUGCCUACUGGUGCCUCCCGGUGAGGAGGAGCCGGGGCUGCGGGAGGAGGAUCUCCCCCCGACGGCCAGGGUGGGGGGCCGCAGCCUCAGCACUCCCAGCGCCCUCAGCUUCGGAUCCCCAACCAGCAGUGACGACAUGACCCUGACCAGCCCCAGCAUGGAGAACUCGAGUGCUGAGCUGAUGCCUGGUGGAGACUCUCCCCUCAACAAGAGGAUGACGGAGACCUUGCUGGCCAGUCUGACGGAACAGGAGCGCCAGGUCAUCCUCAGCAUCCCUGCUGCCCAGAACCCGGAGGACCUGCGCAUGUUCGCCAGGCUGCUGCACUACUUCCGAGGCCACCACCACCUGGAGGAGAUCAUGUACAACGAGAACAUGAGGCGCUCGCACCUCAAGACGCUCUUCGAUAAGUUCCGCAGCGUGCUGGUGGUCACCAACCAUGAGGACCCAGUCAUCUCACUCUUCCAGUCACCUCUUGAAUAGGGAGUCUAGGAGGAGACACUGUCUCGGUUACCCUGCUCUUGAACACGAGGACAAUUUGACAAUGACGCUGCUUUGACUGUUCAUUUUUUCAUUAUCGCUGGGAGGGUGAUUGUGUAUGCCAUUGUACAGAAAAAUAAUCUACCGCUCUUUAAGAUAAAUGAUUGUGCUUGCCUGUGUUAGCUAAUGCUCUGUAUUGUUUUGUUUUUUUCCCUUGCUAUUUGAGAUCUCUUUGUGUUGUUAUUAAAUUAUUACAGAAA